AUGGACGAGGAGGAAUUGCUUGUUCCAUUGGCGGAAAUCGAACUCUCGGCCCUCAUAGCUUCAGUGGAUAAUUUUGCAUCGGAUAAAUCGUUUGAUCUGGAUGCGCUAUUUGCUGCUGUCAUCGAUUUCUUAUCUGUCUUCUUUGGAUCACUUCUUUUGGGCUCAGUAAUUGGUUGCGUUACGGCAUUGAUCGCUAAAAUGACACAAAUCAAAGAAUUCCCUCUGCUCGAAUCGGCUUUGUUCAUACUUCUCUCCUAUUUCUCAUUCCUUCUUGCCGAAUUUGUCCAAUUGACAGGCAUUGUAGCAGUUCUGUUCUGUGCUAUUUGUCAGGCUCAUUAUACAUACAAUAAUCUUUCGGACGAAUCCAGGGUCAGAACGAAGCAAUUUUUCCAGCUUUCUCUGUUCGUCUCGCGAGCUGCUUACAUUUAUCCAGUCUGUACCAUCCUGAACAUUCGUCGAAAGCCAAGAAUACCGCCACGUUAUCAGCAUAUGAUGCUUUUUUCGGGUUUACGUGGUGCAAUGGCUUUUGCGCUUGCAUAUCGUAAUACAUCAACAGAUAAUCGGCAAAUUAUGGCCACAACUGCUUCGAUGGUUGUAAUUGUGACGGAUGAUGUGCAUCCGGAAAAUGCUGAUACAUCAACACGGAUCAGUGGUCAAAAUCCAUGGGAUAAGGCAUUUCUUCCACGAAAAUGGUACAACUUCGAUGCCUAUUUUAUGAAACCUCUGCUUACGAAUGCAAGUCCAACAUUGCUAGAAACACUACCAUCAUUUCUGGCACCGUUUGCGAGAAUGUUCACAACCGAGCAGCAGCUGAGUUUGUAUACCCAGGCGGACGAUUCGGAUUCAGUGAAUACUCAGUCGACGCCCAAUGAAAAUCCAUUCCUAAGGGUACGCUAUUACAAUUCAACCGGUAAACUGUCAAUGAACAAUGGCAUGCCCGAGUUGUAG
Messenger RNA from Gongylonema pulchrum, 948 nucleotides. Lineage: Eukaryota; Metazoa; Nematoda; Chromadorea; Rhabditida; Gongylonematidae. The record is from the annotation of a GenBank genome assembly.